AAAUGGACAGAUUAAGAGGAAGGCAGCGGUGGGAACUGGGAUUGCGUUGGAGAAAUCGGCGGAGCACCCACCCGUGCCUCCUCGAAAAGAAAUGUUAGUGACUAUUAAUUAUUAUGGGAUGCUAUUACCAUGCACGCUCUUACAUGCAAACGGGAUUUACGAGAAAAAGAACUAUCGAACUUUAUCAAUCAAAGAGCCAAAAGAGGGUCCAAAGCCACGCCAUCAAUGA
Molecule: messenger RNA, 229 nt
Organism: Ilex paraguariensis (yerba mate)
Lineage: Eukaryota; Viridiplantae; Streptophyta; Magnoliopsida; Aquifoliales; Aquifoliaceae
Source: the annotation of a GenBank genome assembly